Molecule: messenger RNA, 1302 nt
Organism: Rhodotorula toruloides NP11
Lineage: Eukaryota; Fungi; Basidiomycota; Microbotryomycetes; Sporidiobolales; Sporidiobolaceae
Exons: 1
Coding region: 1-1302 (433 amino acids)
Source: RefSeq, a predicted model, not a curated record
AUGGCAGAUCCCGCCCCUCUCGAUCCCUCCUCCUCCUCCCGCCCUCCCCUCAUCCGCGGCUCUACCAACCCCCAACCCACCAUGCACGCCUCUCCUCCCCUCCUCGACGCGUCCAACGACCUCUCACUCGCUCGGCCACGGUCUGCACAACCGGGACAGGCAGAGGCGGUGGUCAAGAAGGCGUUGAGUUCGGACGAGUUUGUCAGGAGGACCAAGAGGGGUGAGCAGGAGUUGGGGGACGAGGAGGGGGGUAAGAGGAGGUACGUCAGUGCUGGGGAGGGCGCGGCAAAGAAGGGCGAUGAGAAGGCGGGAGAGUCGGGCCAGGCGCACCAGCAGCAGCAGAGGAUCCCGACUUCGAGGCCGACCAGUCCCGUCACGCACCAUCACGCGCGCUUUCCUCGCUCGGGUCUAAACAGCGCGAACUCGCGCUCGUCUAGCACGGGCACAAGUCAAGCAGGCUCGUCGUCGGGCGCGUCUUCCUCCGCCUCUUCCUCCCGCACUACCAAACCCCGAUCGCGGUCUCGCCUACCCCUCGUCCUCCCUUCUCACGCUUCACACCUCUCCACGCCCUCCUCGACGCCCCUCCCAAGUCCAUCAAGCGACACGCGUCCCCGCUCCUCACUCUUCCUCUCCCUCUCGCUCGGCCCGAUUCCGCCUUGCGUCACUCCGACGGAGGUCGUCGCCUGUGGCGGCGAAGCGGGAGGGAGGGCGCUCGAGGCACAGGUCCAGGAGACGGAUCAUCAGAUGCAGCAUGCGUCGGCGCCGGAGAAGACGUUGCCCAGCCCGCUGGCGAGUCCGAGGAACCGCGUUCCCCUGGCCCUCACACCGACGCUCUCGGAGGACGACCGCGCCGAGCCGAGGCCGCAGCAGAGUCGGCGCCCGUCGUCUCUCGCGCCGAUGUCGACUUCGCGCCCGCUCUCAUCCCUCCAAGCACCCGAAGCGUCUCUCCCUUCGCCCGCCCUGUCCGGCUCGUCGUCGACCAACUCAUUCACCUCGGCCGAUUACACCGGUCUCGCGUGUCCCGUCCCUGUCCGCCCAUCGCGCAUGUCGCUCGCGAUGCAGAAAUCGGCUUCGACGGGCGCUGUUCCGGGUCGACGAAGGGCCUCGGGACGCUCGCCCGCAUCGACGUCGCCUCCUCGCCAUCACGAAGCAGAGGGCGACGAGUCGAAGCGUCCGCCCAUCGCGACGUUUACCUCGUUCGAAGAGGCGUUCGGGUUGAGUGCCCCGCUGAGUCCGCCGCCUUCGCCUCCUCCGCGCGAACCGACUCCGCCGCCGGCUUCCAAGAGCUGGUGGCCUCUCUGA